Molecule: messenger RNA, 777 nt
Organism: Bactrocera latifrons
Lineage: Eukaryota; Metazoa; Arthropoda; Insecta; Diptera; Tephritidae
Exons: 2
Coding region: 184-687 (167 amino acids)
Source: RefSeq, a predicted model, not a curated record
AAUUUGAUUUAGCAACGGAAAUAUUAGGUUUUACGUUUUCAACAGCUUUGUUGUCGGCAAGGAUAUUCACAGAUAAUAAAACCAUAAAAUUCCUGCAUAUUUGUAUUCAUUAAAAACAAAAGAGCCUUAAUUUGCACUAUAUACAGUCCCGAAGUGCUGAUAGGCAAUUGGUUCCAAGAGCGUAUGAGUGGUCUACAAAACGACGUUCACGCCAUAACACCAGGAAUUUACGGUCAAAGUGGAUGUAUCGAUGGAAAAACCACGUAUAAAAGCGAUUAUUUAGAGCCGGUUGCAAAAGACGAUCCAAGAGGUGCAGACGAUUUUAUAAAUGUUAAGAUAAUUCGUUUUCGCAACAAAAUGAAAAACAAAGAAACAAAUAUACAACAAUGCAAUGACAUAUUUCUGCAUAAUAUGACGUCCAUGGCAGAUCUUCAGUAUCGGAUUUUACCAGAAACAUCACGAGGUUUGUUGGGUGGGAACGAUUGGAUGUUAAAAAAGAACCCGAAGAAAGAACUUACUCGAAAUUAUGGCAAUCAGACAAAUUUUGGAUUACUUAAAGCUAAGCGUUGUGAUGAGCUUCGGGAAUUGCAGAAGUAUCGCCACUUAUCUGAAACAAAGAGCAAUUUUGGACUUAAAAUUAGAAUCCCCUUAACACCGACAAAUCGAAAAUGCAGUGGGAACCUAUGAAUAUACAUAUGUACAUUUCUAUAAGUAUAUGCAUUAAUAUUAAACUAUACACAUACAUAUCAUCGAAUAUCUAUAGUAAAUAUAGUUAUA